GAAGUGAAAAGUAAUUGGCAUAGUCAUUACAUUAAUUUAUAUUCAAUAUUUCACAUUUUUAAAAUUUUUACCUAAAUAAAACUUGAUUCUUAUUAUAUCUUGUAAUAAACGGCAACGGUGGGAAAUUGUGUUCAAAACAAAGGCGCAAAUUUCGUAUAACGUCUAAAACGUCAGAAAUAAAAAGGUUCUGAGUGUAUUCAUAUAAAACUAUGGCUGAAACUGAUUUAGAAAUCACUCAUGCGCUUUCACGACAUGAGUAUAAAAAUAAUUCAACUGAAGAUUUUCUCUAUACAAACAUUAUUAGAACCUAUGAAGAACCAUAUCCCAUAUCCGAUCCCAUUGAAUAUAAAAUACCCUAUGCUCAAACCAUGGAAUGUCAGAUUCGAAAACUAAGAUUAUCUUUGGAAACUUACAGAGAAUUUUUGCUUAAUAUUUAUAGUAUAUUAUUAUGGGAAAGACAAUGGCAUCCAACAUCUUUGGCAGCGGGAUGUACAGUAAUUUUUAUGUUGAUCUGGCUGAGUGAAUCCAAUUUAUUAACAGUUAUCUCAUUGCUCGGACUGAUAAUUACAAUUGGAGAUUAUACUUUACCAACACUAAUUUCCACUCUUUAUAAAGAAGAAACUUGGAAUACACGUAAACAAAAUCGAUUCGAAGAACUUUGCACAAAUAUUAUUCUGUAUAAAACAAAAUUUGAGCUGUUGGUUUCUGCCUAUUAUAGAAUGAGAGAAACUAAUCCAAAAAUGUAUUUUACAGUAACAAUUGUUGCUCUUUCAAUAUUGACAUGGAUUGGUGGUAGAGUAAACAACCUCUUCCUGACUUAUUUAUUUAUCAUGAUCGUUUUACUGCUACCAGGAAUGAUACAUCAUGGUUUCUUAAAUAAACUAACGGAGCAAUUAUCAAAACUGUUCACAGAUCUAGUCGAAAAUGCUAAAGCUAAAGUUGGACAGAAGAAAAUUCAAUAAUAUUUUCACUUGUUUUCGUUAUAGAUUUUCAUUUUUUUCUUUUAAAUUGGUAUCUUGAGAAAUUGCUCAAACUCAGAAUAUAAUUUUAGUUGUAGUUAUACAAUUUUUCAUGAAAAAUUCAGUGUGAUAUUUAGACUGACGUUACCAUAUAAUUCCUUAAAUGUAAAUUAGUUUUAUAUUCAAUAAAAUAGUUUUUCAAUGAGUUUUAA
Molecule: messenger RNA, 1171 nt
Organism: Diorhabda carinulata
Lineage: Eukaryota; Metazoa; Arthropoda; Insecta; Coleoptera; Chrysomelidae
Gene: Arl6IP1
Product: ADP-ribosylation factor-like protein 6-interacting protein 1
Exons: 5
Coding region: 210-962 (250 amino acids)
Source: RefSeq, a predicted model, not a curated record